Molecule: messenger RNA, 2008 nt
Organism: Rhopalosiphum maidis (corn leaf aphid)
Lineage: Eukaryota; Metazoa; Arthropoda; Insecta; Hemiptera; Aphididae
Product: calponin homology domain-containing protein DDB_G0272472-like
Exons: 11
Coding region: 189-1892 (567 amino acids)
Source: RefSeq, a predicted model, not a curated record
UAGUUAAUACUAAUUUUAAAUAUUUAACUGCUGUUUUAAACUUUUAGUGUCAUGUACUUGCGUGACUCAGUUUAUGUCUUAUUGUUAUUGAUUUUAUGUAUUUAAGUUUAAAAAUAAAACUAUAAUAGUUUUAUUAUUAUUAUUUUAUUUAUUCAUUUGAUUAAUUAAAAAAUUCAAAACGAUUAAUAAUGGAAUGUAAUGUACGUGAAAUAAGCAACGCCGUUAUGAUAGAAUCAUUGGAUACUAUAAUUCAACAAGAAAGUAGGAAACUCGAGGUAGACAAAAAUACUGGGUUGAUAGCUAAGAAAUCAAAAGUCAUAAAGGUACAACAACAAUCAUCAAAAGAAAAUGAAAAUAUAUUCGAACAAAAUGUACCUCUCUUUAAAGAUUUUAAAAAUCAUUCACCAAAACUGAAUCAUUCAUGUGAUAGAGUGAAUGAAAUUGAAAGGUUGGCGAACUUAUUUACCAAAUCCCCUAGUUUCUUUACAAAGGAUAAUAGUAACAAUUGUAUUGAUGUCAAACAUAACCAAAUGUUAAUGAAGGACACAAUGCCUAUAAAAACACACAAUGACGUUAAUAAAUAUAAAGCUAAGCUAAUAAAUAGGGAAAAUACCAACAAUUUAAUUUACCCAGGUAUCAAGGUGAAAAGAAAUGUACGAUUUGGAGAAUAUUCACCAUUUAAUCCAGCCAAUCAAGUAGAUUCACAACCUUUUUUAGGAGUUGGAGAAUAUGAUAAUAAGAAAAAAAAAUUGUUAGAGUUACAAAGAAAGGAGUAUAUGGAACAUUUAUCAAAAGUACAACAAGAUAAGAGUACUUCAGAUUUACCAAAAUUAGCUGGUUAUUCUUGUGAAGAAGCAUUAAAUACUGCCAUGGAAAACAAAAAUAAUUCUGACCAAUUAGUUAACAAAGAUGUUAUUAAUCAGAAAGCCAUGAUACAACAACGAGCUCCAUUUAUAGAUGGAGUCGAAUCAUGUUUGUCUGAUGAAGAAAGGAAAAAAGAAACUAAUAAAUUAAAACAAGAACUCUAUAGAUUUGAAUUAAGUAAACAAAUAGAAGAGAAAAGAAGGUUGGAACAAGAACAAAAACGUAAAGAACAAUUGGAAGAUGAAGCCAUUGAAAGAAUGGCACGAGAACAGGAAGAAAAAAUGAGGAUUGAGUUUGAGAAAGAAAAUGAGAAACGAAUUUUGGCUCAACUUCAGAAACAACUUCAACAAGAAAAGUUAAAAAAUGAAAUAAUGCAAAAACAAAAGGACUUGGAAUCAAAUUCAUGGAACAUACCAUCCGAAACUGUUUCUCGACAAUUAUCAAAACAUGCACCUAGUAACCAUGAAUCAUUUGACGACAAUGAUACAGAAGAAUUUCAUUGUCCUUCUCAGAAUACUUUUGACAAUGUACCCUUACCAACUACACGUGUUCGAGCUCCGAGAAAAAUAGUUUAUGAUGAAGAUGACAAACUUGUAAACAGAAAAACUUUAAGGGACGUUUCAUGCAACACAGAUGUAUUUAAAAAUCCAUGUAUGAACCAGAAUAUUUCUCCUCCAGUAAUGAGUCAAAAGAUGGAAAAAGCUCAUGUGACUUUUGCAAGAGAUUCUUCUCCAAAUAGAACAGAGUAUAAUCCUGCAGCUUUACUACCAGUAACAAAAUCUGUGAUUAUUGAUUCACCAUUUACACUUGCAUUGGCUGGAUUAAAUGAUAGUGAAGAUGAUGGAGCUUGUGAAACUAUUGAGCCUACUGAAGGAGCAUAUAGAAAUCAGGUAUCGAGAAAUGCAAAAUUAGGAAAUAAUCACAAUCUGCCGACUGAUAAACAUUUAUUAUCAAACUUAGGGAAUAUAAGGAAACAACUAGAUAUAGAACAUCAAAAAUUAAGACAACAAGUCCGAAGAUCCCAAUAAAUUGAUUUGUUUAUGAUUGUAACUAUAAUUAAGCAAAGAAUUAUAUUUUAUGUUAAAAAGAAAGAAGAAGUAUUCAUUCACAAAAUAUAUAUUAAUAUAAUUAUGGUACAUACUUA